Molecule: messenger RNA, 6088 nt
Organism: Corvus hawaiiensis (hawaiian crow)
Lineage: Eukaryota; Metazoa; Chordata; Aves; Passeriformes; Corvidae
Gene: COL1A1
Product: collagen type I alpha 1 chain
Exons: 51
Coding region: 130-4491 (1453 amino acids)
Molecular function (GO): extracellular matrix structural constituent; protein binding
Source: RefSeq, a predicted model, not a curated record
GUGGGCAAAGGGCAGUAGGAAGUUUCUGCUGGGGUCUGGAUUUGGAGCUCCAGGGUUGGAUCGGCCCCGUAUGACCCCAAGCUAAGAACAAAAGAGACCCCAAAGAGUCUACAUGUCUAAUAUUUAGACAUGUUCAGCUUUGUGGAUUCUCGGUCACUGCUGUUGAUAGCAGCGACUGUCCUACUCACCCGCGGGCAAGGAGAGGAAGACAUCCAAACCGGGAGCUGCAUCCAGGAUGGGCUCACGUACAACGACAAGGACGUGUGGAAACCAGAACCGUGCCAGAUCUGCGUCUGCGACAGCGGCAACAUCCUGUGCGACGAGGUGAUCUGCGAGGACACCUCCGACUGCCCCAACGCCGAGAUCCCCUUCGGAGAGUGCUGCCCCAUCUGUCCCGACACCGACGCCUCCCCUGCCUACCCAGAGAGUGCUGGAGUAGAGGGUCCUAAAGGAGACACCGGCCCCAAAGGAGACAGGGGACUCCCCGGCCCCCCUGGCAGAGAUGGAAUCCCAGGACAGCCCGGACUCCCAGGACCCCCCGGCCCUCCCGGUCCCCCAGGCCUCGGCGGAAACUUCGCGCCCCAAAUGUCCUACGGCUACGACGAGAAGGCCGGAGGCAUGGCUGUGCCCGGGCCCAUGGGCCCAGCUGGUCCCCGUGGUCUCCCCGGCCCUCCCGGUGCUCCUGGUCCUCAAGGUUUCCAAGGCCCCCCUGGUGAACCCGGAGAGCCCGGUGCUUCUGGUCCCAUGGGUCCCCGAGGUCCCGCUGGCCCCCCUGGCAAGAACGGAGAUGAUGGUGAAGCUGGCAAGCCCGGCCGCCCCGGAGAGCGGGGUCCCCCCGGCCCCCAGGGUGCUCGAGGUCUCCCCGGAACCGCCGGCCUGCCAGGCAUGAAGGGACACAGAGGUUUCAGUGGUCUGGAUGGUGCCAAGGGUGAGCCUGGACCUGCUGGCCCCAAGGGAGAGCCCGGCAGCCCUGGAGAGAAUGGAGCUCCUGGGCAGAUGGGUCCUCGUGGUCUUCCCGGCGAGAGAGGCCGUCCUGGCCCAUCUGGCCCCGCUGGUGCUCGUGGCAAUGACGGUGCUCCCGGUGCUGCCGGUCCCCCCGGUCCCACUGGUCCCGCUGGUCCCCCCGGCUUCCCCGGUGCCGCUGGUGCUAAGGGUGAGACCGGUCCCCAGGGAGCUCGUGGCAGCGAAGGUCCUCAGGGUGCCCGCGGUGAGCCCGGUCCCCCCGGCCCUGCUGGCGCUGCCGGUCCAGCUGGCAACCCCGGUGCUGACGGCCAACCUGGUGCCAAGGGCGCGACCGGCGCUCCUGGCAUUGCUGGCGCUCCCGGCUUCCCCGGUGCCCGCGGUCCCUCCGGACCCCAGGGUCCCAGCGGUGCCCCCGGCCCCAAGGGCAACACCGGUGAGCCCGGUGCUCCAGGCAACAAGGGUGACACCGGUGCCAAAGGCGAACCCGGUCCCGCUGGUGUCCAAGGCCCCCCCGGUCCCGCUGGCGAGGAAGGCAAGAGAGGAGCCCGUGGUGAGCCCGGCCCCGCUGGGCUGCCCGGCCCCGCUGGCGAACGUGGUGCUCCCGGCAGCCGCGGUUUCCCUGGUGGUGAUGGCAUCGCUGGUCCCAAGGGUCCCCCCGGCGAGCGCGGCUCCCCCGGCCCUGUUGGCCCCAAAGGAUCUCCUGGUGAAGCUGGACGCCCCGGGGAACCCGGACUCCCCGGUGCCAAGGGUCUGACUGGAAGCCCCGGGAGCCCCGGUCCCGACGGCAAGACCGGCCCCCCUGGUCCCGCUGGUCAAGACGGACGCCCCGGCCCCCCCGGCCCCCCCGGAGCCAGAGGCCAGGCCGGCGUGAUGGGAUUCCCUGGCCCCAAAGGCGCUGCGGGCGAACCCGGCAAACCUGGCGAGAGAGGAGCUCCCGGUCCCCCCGGCGCCGUGGGCGCUGCUGGCAAAGACGGUGAAACCGGUGCCCAAGGUCCCCCCGGCCCCGCCGGUCCCGCUGGAGAAAGAGGUGAACAAGGUCCCGCUGGUGCUCCUGGCUUCCAGGGUCUGCCCGGCCCUGCUGGCCCCCCUGGCGAGGCUGGCAAGCCUGGUGAGCAGGGUGUCCCUGGAGACGCCGGAGCCCCCGGUCCCGCCGGUGCCAGGGGUGAGAGAGGAUUCCCUGGAGAACGCGGUGUCCAAGGCCCCCCCGGUCCCCAAGGUCCUCGUGGUGCUAACGGUGCUCCCGGUAACGAUGGUGCUAAGGGCGAUGCUGGUGCUCCCGGAGCCCCUGGAAACCAAGGGCCCCCCGGUCUGCAGGGUAUGCCCGGAGAACGUGGUGCUGCCGGCCUGCCAGGCGCCAAGGGUGACAGAGGUGACCCCGGUCCCAAAGGUGCUGAUGGCGCUCCUGGCAAGGACGGUCUCCGAGGCCUGACCGGUCCCAUCGGCCCCCCCGGCCCCGCUGGUGCUCCCGGUGACAAGGGUGAAGCCGGUCCCCCCGGUCCUGCUGGUCCCACUGGUGCUCGUGGUGCUCCCGGUGACCGCGGCGAGCCUGGCCCUCCCGGUCCUGCUGGAUUUGCUGGCCCCCCUGGAGCUGAUGGCCAGCCUGGUGCUAAAGGUGAAACUGGGGAUGCUGGAGCCAAGGGUGACGCCGGUCCCCCCGGCCCUGCCGGCCCCACUGGUGCUCCUGGACCUGCUGGUGCUGUUGGUGCUCCCGGUCCCAAAGGUGCUCGCGGAAGCGCUGGACCCCCUGGUGCUACUGGUUUCCCUGGUGCUGCUGGACGCGUUGGACCCCCCGGCCCCUCUGGCAACAUCGGCCUCCCCGGCCCACCCGGCCCCAGCGGCAAGGAAGGUGGCAAAGGACCCCGCGGUGAGACCGGCCCCGCUGGCCGCCCCGGAGAGCCGGGACCCGCCGGCCCCCCCGGCCCCCCCGGCGAGAAGGGAGCCCCCGGCGCUGAUGGCCCCAUCGGCGCUCCCGGCACCCCCGGACCCCAAGGUAUCGCCGGCCAGCGCGGUGUCGUCGGUCUCCCCGGACAGAGAGGCGAGAGAGGCUUCCCUGGGCUGCCCGGCCCCUCCGGUGAACCCGGCAAACAAGGUCCCUCCGGCUCCCCCGGCGAGCGCGGCCCCCCCGGCCCCAUGGGCCCCCCCGGCCUGGCCGGACCCCCCGGAGAAGCCGGACGCGAGGGCUCUCCCGGUGCUGAAGGUGCCCCCGGCCGUGACGGUGCUGCUGGUCCCAAGGGUGAUCGUGGUGAGACCGGCCCCGCCGGCCCCCCUGGUGCUCCCGGUGCCCCCGGUGCCCCCGGCCCCGUCGGUCCUGCUGGCAAGAACGGAGAUCGCGGUGAGACCGGUCCCCAAGGUCCUGCUGGCCCCCCUGGUCCUGCUGGUGCUCGUGGUCCUGCUGGUCCACAAGGUCCCCGUGGUGACAAAGGUGAAACCGGUGAACAGGGUGACAGAGGCAUGAAGGGUCACAGAGGCUUCUCCGGUCUCCAGGGCCCACCUGGUCCUCCCGGCUCUCCUGGUGAACAAGGUCCUUCUGGUGCUUCUGGUCCCGCCGGUCCCCGAGGUCCUCCCGGCUCCGCUGGUGCUGCUGGCAAGGACGGUCUGAACGGGCUGCCCGGCCCCAUCGGCCCCCCCGGCCCCCGCGGCCGCACCGGCGACGUCGGCCCCGUCGGUCCCCCCGGCCCCCCCGGGCCUCCCGGUCCUCCCGGCCCCCCCAGCGGCGGAUUCGACUUCAGCUUCCUGCCCCAGCCACCCCAGGAGAAGGCCCACGACGGCGGCCGCUACUACCGGGCCGAUGACGCCAACGUGAUGCGCGACCGCGACCUGGAGGUGGACACCACCCUCAAGAGCCUGAGCCAGCAGAUCGAGAACAUCCGCAGCCCCGAGGGCACCCGCAAGAACCCCGCCCGCACCUGCCGUGACCUGAAGAUGUGCCACGGCGACUGGAAGAGUGGCGAGUACUGGAUCGACCCCAACCAAGGCUGCAACCUGGACGCCAUCAAGGUCUUCUGCAACCUGGAGACAGGCGAGACGUGCGUGUACCCGACCCAGGCGUCCAUCGCCCGCAAGAACUGGUACCUGAGCAAGAACCCCAAGGAGAAGAAACACGUCUGGUUCGGCGAGACCAUGAGCGAUGGCUUCCAGUUCGAGUACGGCGGCGAGGGCUCCAACCCGGCCGACGUGGCCAUCCAGCUGACCUUCCUGCGCCUCAUGGCCACCGAGGCCGCCCAGAACGUCACCUACCACUGCAAGAACAGCGUGGCCUACAUGGACCAGGCCAGCGGCAACCUAAAGAAGGCCCUGCUGCUGCAGGGCGCCAACGAGAUCGAGAUCCGCGCCGAGGGCAACAGCCGCUUCACCUACGGCGUCACCGAGGACGGCUGCACGAGUCACACGGGCGCCUGGGGCAAGACAGUCAUCGAGUACAAGACGACGAAGACCUCGCGCCUGCCCAUCAUCGAUUUGGCUCCUAUGGACGUCGGCGCUCCGGACCAGGAAUUCGGCAUCGACAUCGGCCCCGUCUGCUUCUUGUAACCCCGGACGCCCCACGCGUGACAGGAGAGAGUAAUAAUAAUGAUAAAAAUAAUAAUAAUAAUAAAAAAAACCACAAAAAAAAACCAGCCAAAAAAAAAAAAGGAGAAAAUUUCACAUGGACUUGAAUUUGUGUCGGUUUCUAUCCAGCGUCUCUGAAACAACUCCAGUUGUGUUGCCGUAAGAGAAAAACCUCAAAAACCCUCCCAAAAAAAAAAGCAUUCAACCAAAAAAAAACCAAAUAAAAAAUACAAAUAAAUGACUUUUUCAAACAAAAUCACCAGGAAGUGGGUUCGCUUGCUUGCCCCCCCCUCAUUCCUCAGCCCCGGAGAUGGCAAAGCUCAGCUCCCCGAAGGGUCCCCGAGCCCCCUGGGACCCCCAGGCCCCCCCCAGCCCCUUCGCUUCUUGCAUCUCAUUAGAAUUUUAAUUUUUGCUGCGAGGAAGAUGUUGAACUCCUGGUUAUAAUUUGCUUUCCCCCCUUGUUCUGCCUCUUUCUCUCCCCUCUCCUCCUUAUUUUUUAUUUGGAUAUUGCUGAUUUUGAGUUCUCUCGAUUUCCUUCCCUUCUGGUUAGUUUUUGUUAUGAUUUUUUUUGUUCGUUUGUUGUUUGUUGUUCAUUUUAUUUUUAUUCAGGCAGCAAAACCAAUUCACUCCCAGGCCCACCGGGGGAGCCCCCGCCGCGGAGCAGCUCCGGCCCUGCGCUGACCCCCCUGUCCGGAUGGCUACCUCACCACUCUCGGGGUGCUUCAUCGUCUUUUUGAGUCUGAAUUUUUGGGGUUCUUUUUGUUUUUUAGCUUCGUUUGGAGCUUUUCAGCCGUGCCGGGACUUUCCUGCCAGGUUCAGAGCAAAGGUGCUAAUUUUCCCCCCUCGUAUUCCCCCUCUUUUCGGUUUCUUUGUCGUUCUCUUAUUUUGAUUUUCCUUUGGAGGUUUCUUUCCCUCAGGAUUUUUAUCCUGGUUUUGGUUUUUUUUUUAAUUGUUAUUUUUAAAUAUUCUCUUUAAUUUUGGCCCCGGAACACCUGACCCCGGGACCGCCUGGUGCUACAACCUCCAAAGAGGUCUCAGCUUGGUCUGUUUUAAUUCCCCUCUAUUUUAUGGUUUAUUCCCCUCCUUUUUUUUUUGCUGCUCAGCUCCACUCGGGAAUUUUCCAAAGGUGCUACUCUCCCCUCCCCCCGCCACCUCCAUCACCCCACAAGCAAAUCCCGCAAAGCAAGAGCCAUAAAAUUCCAAGGGAAAAAGGGAUAAAUCGAGUUUCCAGAUUGAGCAGGUGGAACUUCAGCUCCGCUCUCAUCUUCCAGCAGCUUUUUCUCCAUCCAUCCAUCCAUCCAUCCAUUGAUCCAUCCCACCCUCCAUCCAUCCAUCCACGCCUCCAUCCCUCCUCCAUCCCCGCAUCCUCCCCGGGCACGGAGGGGCACGAACCCACUCCCUUUGCCGGGCCCGUGCUCCGGCCUUUCCCGGGGCUUGUACCUAGUUUGUAUAAUGUAUAAUAAUAAUAAUUAAUUAAUAAUAAUUUUAAGUGGUUUUGGGGUUUUCUUCUUCUUCUUUUUUUUUUUUUUUAAAUGGAUUUUUUUUUUUCUGACUGCUGAAAUAAAGGCAUGUGAAAUGA